Closterium sp. NIES-65 is the source of this 552-nucleotide messenger RNA. The record is from the annotation of a GenBank genome assembly. Lineage: Eukaryota; Viridiplantae; Streptophyta; Zygnematophyceae; Desmidiales; Closteriaceae.
AUGGAAGUUGAACGACUCGCUGAAGGCACGGAGGUGAGGCAGCGCAGCCUCUUGAAUAUGCUCAGCAGCGAUCCUGUCAUGGCGAGGGUCGUCAAAUGCAUGCAAGGAGCUCACUGGAUUGCGCGGAACGAUGCACCUAUCGCUCUCUACCCCAUGCUGGUGCGGUUCAUGGCGGAGCAAGGAUGCCCCGACAUGAUGAACGGUGAAUCAUAUGCCUUCAGCGAGUUCGUAGAGGCUAUGGCAGAGCAUCUGGUCGACAUCACACAGGUGAAGAAUCAUGUGGACAAGGUGAAGACCAAGCUGUCGCAGUACUACGUCGAGCCCGGCGCAUCCAACGGGCCAAACACCUCUCGCCUGAACAAGUUCCUUGCUGCACACGGCAGCAAGGACAAGCGCAAGGUGGAGCUCAAGGGAGUGGACGAGAACGGCAAGCCUGCAAAAGCCGAGAUCGAGCUUCACGGGGACAUCAUCGACCCUGAAAACCUUGGGGGGGGAUGCGACUUGGAGGCCUGCGUGGACCUGGCGAGGCGUUUCGCUCAGCGCCUUGAUUAA